GACAAGUAAAAGAGAAAAAGAGAAGUUGGCCGCCUCUGUUUCUCCGUCACUCCGUAUAUACGUACACGCCGCUGUAUCUAUAUACGGCAACAUUUCUUAACUUUUGCUUUUAAACCAUUCCUGCUCCUGCUCAAUUCAUGGCCGCGCUUUCGCCGCCGAUCAAACCGGCGCCGCUCGCCUCGACGAGAACUGCUCGCGCCGAUCACGCUCUCCUGUCCUCCGUGUCGUACGCGAAGCGGAGCCGGAUUCCGAGGACAAUUCAGGUGAGGGCAGAUGCGGCGACGCAGGCGAGCAUUGAUUUCAGCGAUCCGGAUUGGAAGUCAGAGUAUCAGCGCGAUUUCGAGGCUCGCUUCCGCAUUCCGCAUAUCACUGAUGUGAUUCCCGAUGCCGCCUCCUAUCCUUCCACCUUCUGCUUGAAAAUGAGGAGUCCUAUAAGUUCUCAAUUUGCGGAAGGUUAUCCAUCAGAUGAAGCGUGGCACGGUUAUAUCAAUAACGACGACAGAGUACUGCUUAAGGUUAUACGUUUUUCAUCUCCUACGUCUGCGGGUGCUGAGUGUAUCGAUCCUAAUUGUUCCUGGAUUGAACAAUGGGUUCACCGUGCCGGACCCAGGGAGAAAAUAUACUUCAGGCCAGAGGAGGUAAAAGCAGCAAUUGUUACAUGUGGAGGCCUUUGUCCUGGUCUCAAUGAUGUGAUACGUCAGAUAGUCAUCACCCUUGAGAUAUAUGGUGUGAAGCAGAUUGUUGGGAUUCCCUUCGGUUAUCGCGGCUUUUCCGACACAAAUUUAGCUGAGAUGCCUCUCUCUAGGAAAGUGGUCCAAAAUAUUCAUCUUUCUGGAGGAAGCUUGCUAGGAGUUUCACGGGGAGGACCAACAGUGACUGACAUUGUGGAAAGUAUGGAGGAAAGAGGUAUAAAUAUGCUUUUCGUACUGGGUGGAAAUGGUACACAUGCUGGUGCCAAUGCCAUACACGAAGAGUGCCGCAAAAGAGGUUUGAAGAUAGCUGUAGUUGGUGUGCCAAAAACCAUUGACAAUGAUAUUCUGCUUAUGGAUAAAACAUUUGGUUUUGAUACGGCCGUUGAAGAGGCACAAAGAGCAAUUAAUUCUGCAUAUAUUGAGGCGCAUAGUGCUUAUCGUGGCAUCGGGAUUGUGAAAUUGAUGGGUCGAAGCAGUGGUUUCAUAGCUAUGCAGGCAUCUCUUGCUAGUGGGCAGAUUGAUGUAUGCCUGAUUCCGGAGGUAAAAUUCAAUCUGCAUGGACCUCAUGGUGUCCUAAAUCACCUAAAAUACCUGCUUGAGAGAAAGGGGUCUGCUGUUCUCUGUGUUGCAGAAGGAGCUGGUCAGGAUCUUCUACAGAAGACCAAUGCUACAGAUGCAUCAGGGAACAUCGUUCUGGGGGACAUUGGUGUUCACAUACAACAAGAGGUGAAGAAGUUUUUCAAAGAGAUGGGACAUCCGGCAGACGUGAAAUACAUUGAUCCGACUUACAUGAUCCGUGCAUGCCGUGCAAAUGCAUCAGAUGGGAUUCUAUGCACUGUGCUUGGCCAAAAUGCCGUUCAUGGUGCGUUUGCUGGGUAUAGUGGCAUCACCGUGGGAAUAUGCAAUACACACUACGCGUAUUUCCCAAUUCCGGAAGUGAUAGCUCAGGCCAAGGUCCUCGAUCCCAACAGCCGUAUGUGGCAUCGAUGCUUAACCUCAACUGGCCAACCAGACUUCAUGUAAUUAAUUUAUGUCCGACAAGCAAAGACAUGACAAUUCAUUCUGCAGAGUAGAAGAAAACGGGCUGCCUUUGCCUGGUAGUUUCACCCUAUUUAUCCCAACAAUUUUCAAGUGUACAGCAUUCACAUAGCCAUAACGAGGCGGUAAUAAGCUUAAUUUUUUGGACUUUCAGCCCAAGGAAAAAACACUUAAGCCCUACAUUGGGAUAGUGAAAAAUUUGUUAGUGCUAGACUUUUAACGCCACAAAAAAUUGAUUCUUUGGUGGUUAGUACUGAGAUAGUCUUCAUAUGAACAGGUAUAUUCUGAUUUUGUAUGUCAUUCAGAUCCUGUUACGCGCAUGUUAUAUGUGAAAUAAAUAUUUGUUUGAUUACCUAGAA
Messenger RNA from Salvia hispanica, 2089 nucleotides. RefSeq names its product ATP-dependent 6-phosphofructokinase 5, chloroplastic-like. Gene Ontology annotation, biological process: fructose 6-phosphate metabolic process; glycolytic process. The record is from RefSeq and is a predicted model, not a curated record. NCBI's taxonomy places the organism in Eukaryota, Viridiplantae, Streptophyta, Magnoliopsida, Lamiales, Lamiaceae. Gene Ontology annotation, molecular function: ATP binding; 6-phosphofructokinase activity.